Molecule: messenger RNA, 723 nt
Organism: Candidozyma duobushaemuli
Lineage: Eukaryota; Fungi; Ascomycota; Pichiomycetes; Serinales; Metschnikowiaceae
Product: polyamine acetyltransferase
Exons: 1
Coding region: 1-723 (240 amino acids)
Cellular component (GO): cytoplasm
Molecular function (GO): aralkylamine N-acetyltransferase activity
Source: RefSeq, a predicted model, not a curated record
AUGUCCGACUUCCCUCCGAAUUUGUCCAUUCGUCCGUUGACGGUGGAGGACCUUGACCAAUGUGUCCAGCUUGAGAACAAGGGUUUUCCCGAAGACGAAAAAGCCUCCAGAGACAUGUUGCAGUACAGACUAAUUGCUUGCCCGGAACUAUGUUCCGGGUUGUUCAUCCGUGAAUACGGCGUCAAAUAUAACGCCAUCAACUUGCCGGAGGUGGCGGAGAAGUUGAAUGCUGAAAAUGCAUCCUCAAAAGAGUCCGAUGGUACCAUUCAGCCCAACAACAAGGAAAGCAGCGAUGGCGACCAGGAGAACGAGGACUUUCCAAGCUUACCUGUGAAGCUGUCUGUGGUGAAGGAGGUGUUGAUUGGUCACAUUACCGCCACCAAGACUCCAACCGAGAAAUUGACCAAGGCCGCCAUGGAGUUGCCUAGUGACCUGAACAAGGACGCUGGUCACGUAGAGUAUGCCAGAAGCAUUGCUAUCCACGGCUUGGUGAUCGACCCAGAGUGGAGAGGAAAGAACUUGGGCACCUUGUUGAUGCAUGACUACAUCCAGAAGUUGUCGAACCAGGACUUGGGCAGCAAGGUGAUCCUCGUGUCCCACAAGGAGUUGAUUCCAUUCUAUGAGAAGAUUGGCUUUGAGUUGCACGGUGCCAGCGACAUCAAGCACGGUUCUGAGACGUGGUACGACUUGUCGAUUGACUUGGUGCCUCAGGAGGAGGAGUAG